AUGAAGCUUCUACCUCAACUCAUCGUCACUGUAGUGGUGAUACUGGCCGGGUCUCCAGUACUGGCGAAAUCCCAACUGAAUGGCUGGUACCCGUGUUCUGAGCUCACCUUCUCGGACGAGGGGAGUGCUGGAGACUUGGUGGCCGAGUGCGCCACGUACAACGCUCCGUUGUGCUACCCGGGAAUUUGUGAGAGCUCGGACGCGUCUGAAUCGACCGUCGACAUCUUCGUCAAGCGCAUGCUGGCGACGGCGGUGGAUCCUGAGACUACGACCAACGUGUGGGUGUUACAAGGCGGGCCGGGUGAUUCUUCUACUGCGAUGGAGUCGUUGAUGGUGGACCUGCACAACCAACUGGAGGGGGCGAUCAACGUGUACACGAUGGAUCAUCGCGGCACUGGGCGCAGCACGUUCCUCAAUUGUGUAGCGGCUCAAGCGAUGACCACCGGCUCACCUAAAGGGCAGAAAAUCGACCCAGCGGAGGUCCCUGGUUGUGCGGAGGACCUGCAGUUCAAGUACGGAGACCUGUCGGCGUUCUCCGUGACGAGUGCAGCUACUGACAUGGCGACUUUUAUCGCCAAGUUCUCGAACGGAGCCAACACGACAGUGUAUGGAGUGAGCUACGGUACGGCAUUGGUGGAGCGGCUGAUCCACUUGAACCCUCCGACGGUCACGGGGUACGUUCUCGAUAGCGUCGCCACUUCGUCCGGAGCACCAGCAGAUGAAUUUGAGUACUUUUCGACCUGGAACGUUGACUUUGGCGAGGUGGCCGAUGCCUUCUUGGCCCUCUGCGACGAUGAUGAGGACUGCUCUUCUCACUUUGAUCCACGAGGUCUGGCGAACACGCUCCAGGAUCUCAUCGUGCAGUUCGACAACGCGCCGAACUCGACGUGUGCGGCUCUGAUGAAGAACUUGACGACGGAUGUGAAGGAUGAACCGCCCUCGCUUAUCCUCCGCAGUGCGUUGAGCUCGUUGCUCGAGCGUUCGACCCUCCGAAAGCUCAUCCCUCCAGUCGUCUACCGCUUGAAUCGCUGUGGAGCUGAAGACACAGACGUCCUGAGCCAAUUCGUCACGGCUUUCAACGCAGACGCCGAAGAAACGAGUCAGGAGGACGCGUUCUACUCGCCGCUGCUCUACUACCUCAUCAUUUUCUCCGAGAUGUGGGAGACCCCAACUCCUUCAGUCGCAGAAAUGAGAGCACGCUUUACGAGCGCCGAGAUCUCCGACCCUGAAGUUUACAUGAACACUCCGCUGUACUGCGCGUUCUCGAAAGAAAAAUCGGCUGUCUGCAAUAGACUCAACGUUAGCGACUACUCCGGCAGCGGCAUCCUCUACCAGCACGACCAGUACUGGAACACGAGCGCGGUUAUUCCUGAGCAUGCCAGCGUGUUGCUGCUCAAUGGCAAACUCGACCCUCUCACUCCGCACAAGUACGCGCAGUAUCUGCUGGAAGCUCUGGAUGGGGACAAUAAGGAGUUGAUCUCCUUCAACUACUCGGUGCACGACACGGUGUCCUCGACCCCGCUGAGUGAAGACGGUGACAGGAGCAACACGUGCGGACUGCAGCUGCUGGCGUCGUACGUGAAGAAUAACGGGAAGCUGGAGCUUCUGGACAGGUCGUGCAUGGACGAAAUGCCAGAGUUCGAACUCGCGGUGCAGAUUGAGGACCAGUAUCUGUACUUGGGCACCGACGAUGCGUACGACGGCGUGUACAACUCCAGUCCGAGAGGCUCUACCGACAGCUAUUAG
Molecule: messenger RNA, 1746 nt
Organism: Phytophthora sojae
Lineage: Eukaryota; Oomycota; Peronosporomycetes; Peronosporales; Peronosporaceae
Exons: 1
Coding region: 1-1746 (581 amino acids)
Source: RefSeq, a predicted model, not a curated record